AGUGUAGAGAGAUUCCGAAUGCGUUGAGCAUGAGUUUGUGAAUUAUCUGUACAGUUCAAAUGCUAGAUUGUUUGGACUUUGAUCCAGGGGCGGAUCUAGCAGGUGGGCCAGAUAUGCCAUGGCAUAUCUAAUUUUUCGGCCCAUCCAGCGAGAAAAUUUACCAUCUCAAUUCUCAAGCUCAAGCCCAUACGCAUCUCCAUUCUCAAGCCCAACCCCAUACGAAUAACCCAGCCUCGCUUCCCCUCCCCGUCGCCUUUGGGCGCCUCCUUUCCGACUCCUCCCUCCGAACGCCGCCCUCCGCCAGCACCUGCUCCGGCGCACCUCCCCGCCGCCGGUAGGGGGACUCAGGCCUGCUCCCCCUCCCCUUCCCCUCCGGCAACACCUCCCCAGGACCUCGCCGCCCCCUCCCUACAGGCUGGCGCCCCCGGCUGACCUGCAGGCCGAGCGGCUGGCGCCCCUGGCUGCUCUGCAGACUGGCUGCUUGUGAGCUGCUGCCUGGUGCCUGGAGGCCGGCGCCCCCGGUCCCACAAGGCUGGUUCAAAUCUCUCUAUCGUAUGGGCAUGAGUUUAAUUUGUUGCGCAAAGUUCUUUUAUAUGUAUUCCAAUUUCUAUAUGGUACAUGAUUUCGACCACAUGUUUAGCUCCGAAAGUAAAUUUGGUUUGUGUAUGUGGUGCACAAAUAUGUUUGGUGUGUUGAAGCUAAACUAAUGUAACCUGGUGAUUCCCAUGGAUAUAUGAAUAGCUUCUGAUUUACAAAAAAAGUGUCACAUUAAUUGAGCGGGAUGUUUUCUUUGAGGUGGAUGAAAAUGACACAAUGGAGACUUUCAUGAAUAUUAGAAGUGGUAGACCAUACAAGUAGCUUCUUUUAUUCAUUUGAACUAGUAUGUUUGAAGUAUUUGUAUUAUAAUUUAUGCAAAAAGGUAUUUAACUGUUCAAUUUAAGAUUUGAAAUGCAAUUUGUGUUCUUGGUUACCGAAUUCCUCGAUGAAUUUUAAAUUUUAUUACCAAAUUAUAUAUGGAUUAUACCGAAUUGUAAGUGGAAAUUAUACCGUGGCAUAUCCUCUCUGAAAUCCUAGGUUCGCCAUUGCUUUGAUCCAAUCUUGAUUUGUAAUUUUGGAUUCACCUGUAUGUACAUAGCAGUGACAUCAUUUCAUGAGGCUCAAGAGUCAAGACUCAACAGGAACUGGAGCGUGCAUUUUGUUUAGUUUGCGAAACAAGGGGAUUGGUUCGGUCGUAAUUUCUGUUAGGAUCUUAAUUCUUAAGUUCGAUGAUUGGUGAAGGCCAUUGCUGAGAACAGAUGAGCGCAGAAGGCCCAGCCUAAGCAGUGAGCCAAGACAGGCCCAGUUCGAUCCAUUUCUCGGAUGUAAAAGCCCGGCCCAUUCUAUUUCGGCUGUCGCGGCUUGCGGGUAAGACGAAAACGAAAUGUCUCAUUUGGCGGGCACUCCCUUCAUUCCCGGGCACUUCGAAUUCUGAUUUUUGAGAACCCAACCGGGCUCGUCGGCGCUCAAAUCUCCCCUACCAACGUCUCGCCACCGCUCCGCCAUGGAGGAUAACGCCGGCGGACAAAGCCAGGCGCAUGGGUGGAGUUCGUACCCCCUUUCGCUCCCUUCCCAGCCGCCGGACAUCAAGAACUGGUUCUCGAGUUACGAGUAUGAGUCACCGGAGGUUCCGGAGCUGGGUGCUGAUCCUGCCAUCCACAACGGCAGCGAGACCCAAGACCCAUUCGAGCACCCGAUAUUCAAACAUUCUUUCCGGGAUGAUGGUGUCGCUUUGAGGGAAAAUUGUUUGGGAGACCAAUCUAAGCCUGAGGUUUUUGCUGGAAAAUAUUUGGUUCUGGUUAAUAAGAGUGAAGCGAAGCCUGCCCCAAAAAGGAAGCAAAGUCUGCGGGCACUGUUUGGAGCGGGUUUUCUUGAUAAGGGUGAGGAGGCUACUGACAUUGAAAGGCAGAAUUUGUUGCCUCUGCAGAGAAAUGCACCGGAGCCUUUGUCAGAUUGCAUAACAAACUUCCCUGAUACUAAACAAAGCCAGGAAGGGUCAGCUGAGCACAGCAAUUUUCUGGUGGAUUGUGAUGGUAUUAGUUCAGUUGACACUCAAGAAAGCACCCCUGCAGAUCAGGAGGUUGAGUGCAGUAAACAGUCUGUUGAUUGUGAUGGUGCACGUUUGGCUAAUAUUGAUAUUGGAGAAAGCUUCGCAGAACAUGUCAUCCACCAAGUUGAAUUGCCACUCAAUUUCAAUGGUGCCAAUCUAGUUGGCACUGAGAAAAACAUCCAGGAUGGUGUGGAGCACAGCAUACGUCCUGUUAGUCGCAACAAUUUCAGUUUAGCUGACACUGAAGAGAAUUUUCCAAUAGAGGAAACUCGGCGCUGCAAGCUUGCAUUGGACAGUAGGCCACAAGAAAUAGUGGCAUCAGAUGGUUUUAUAGCUGUCAAGAGAAAGAAGCACCAGCCCGAUGAAUGCAAAAUGAACAAAAUUCCUAGGCACCCAAUGGGGAGAGAGAAGGGAAAAGGAGAAUUACAAGAGAACAACAGCAAUUUAGAGCAGAAGGCUUUGGUCCAAGAGCAAACUAGACGUCCCUUGGCUGACAGAACUAAUUUUCCAGAAGUAGCUGCAGCAGCAGCCCCGGCGCAAGAGGUUAGCAAGAAAUGGAAGUGCCCUCGCAAAGGCAAGCCCUUUGUUGGCCGUCCACUGAAGCAGCUUCGGUUGGAACAGUGGGUACGCCGAAUGAAUUGACACUUCAACAUUGCCAACUUGGUCAGGAGAGUAUCCAUAAUCAGGUAGAAGCCUAGAGUUUCUGGGUUAGCAGUUUGAACCUUGUUUGAGAACUUUUUCAGCUCUACCUGCCUGUAGAUGUGCAUGUCCCAGUCUCAGAUCAUUUUUACCUCCGUCGCAGUGUUUGUGCUACUCCAUUUCGCAUGUUUCGUAGCACAUGUGUAUCUGCAGGGUACUGAAUUGAGACGAGCUUCUAGGACAGCCGUCAUUUUCUGGGAAUAAUAUUUUAGAUAAAAAUCUGUGAAUCUGUUGAUGCUGCUGGGAAA
Messenger RNA from Panicum virgatum (switchgrass), 3033 nucleotides. Its product is annotated as E3 ubiquitin-protein ligase PUB23-like. NCBI's taxonomy places the organism in Eukaryota, Viridiplantae, Streptophyta, Magnoliopsida, Poales, Poaceae. Gene Ontology annotation, biological process: protein ubiquitination. Gene Ontology annotation, molecular function: ubiquitin protein ligase activity. The record is from RefSeq and is a predicted model, not a curated record. The transcript is spliced from 5 exons. Bases 1541 to 2728 code for a protein of 395 amino acids.